This is a messenger RNA of Dreissena polymorpha, 1927 nucleotides long. Its product is annotated as protein hunchback-like. NCBI's taxonomy places the organism in Eukaryota, Metazoa, Mollusca, Bivalvia, Myida, Dreissenidae. Gene Ontology annotation, molecular function: DNA-binding transcription factor activity, RNA polymerase II-specific; RNA polymerase II transcription regulatory region sequence-specific DNA binding. The record is from RefSeq and is a predicted model, not a curated record. The transcript has a single exon. Gene Ontology annotation, biological process: regulation of transcription by RNA polymerase II. Gene Ontology annotation, cellular component: nucleus. Bases 9 to 1073 code for a protein of 354 amino acids.
CGGACCGUAUGCGAAAAGUUCGAAGUCGGCUUCUCCUUGGAGAAACUGACAUACCGGAUGACGGCAUAGCAGAAAGUGUGAUGCCUGAGAAUAUAGAGCAACAUUGCGAAAGUUCAGCAAGCGAAUCAAGCGACCAAGAGGUAAGCUUUACCCGGACAGGUAGAAGAAAGACGAAACCUACCUGGCAUAACGAUUACGUGUUUUCUAUUUUCAGAAACACCAUGACCAAGACAAAAACAACCCCGAGGACAAGAACUUUGUGCCCGCUGUGCAAAGAGGAUGUCCCGGUCACCAUGAGCUUUCAGGACCACAUGACGAUGUGUGCUUCCAAGAGGAUAUCGUGCAAGGCUUGCGGGGUAACCUUCAAGAAGGUCGUUUACCUUAAACGACAUUAUGCCCGAACGGGGCACGAUAAAGUUUCCCAGGGUAGUGACAAGGGAUGUUCUGAGUCUGCCAGUGCUUGCGCGGGUGCAGUGAUUGAUAAGGAAGAUCACGGCGAAAGUGACUGGGAUUCCGAUCCCGAGAUCAGUGUGGACGAGAAGGGCUCUUCUUCAGACGAAGAUAGUGACUUCGAGUUAGGUAGGACUGUUAGAAAGAGAACGGCUCCCACUCCUGUUCAAGCGCCGGUCAAGCGAGCCAAAGGUUCGGAGUCUGAACAUCCUGGACCCAGUUGUCAAGUCAAAAUCCUUGAUGAACAGUGUAGAGGCGUUGAUAAGGUAGAGACUGGGAAGUGGUUGCGCAGUAGCGGCGUUCGAGCGGAUUACAAACCGAAGGGAGAGAAUGCCGUUCAAGUCGACAGUGUUGUCCAAAUGAACAAAAGUACGCAGGAUGCAGUUAUCGUUGCUGAAAGGGGGACACAGACACGAGACAGCGUGCAAAUGCUAAAUGAAUGUCAGUGCAACAAAUUGCACAAGUGCAAUUUUUGUGGAAUAUAUUUCGAGGAUAUGGCCAUGUACUUCAUCCACCAGGGUUGCCAUACCAAUGGACAGCCUUGGAGGUGUAAUGUGUGCGGACACACAUGUAAUGACAGGCAGUCAUUCUUCAUUCAUGUCACAAUGCAACACAGUGCUUAGACUGUGAAAUAUGAUUGUUUUAUUUUCUGUUAAUCAUUGACACUUAGGUAAAGUGCAUAUUACUGUUACAGAGUAUUAUAGAGUAUCAUGUUUUGUUAAUUUUUGGUGUUCUUUUAAGACUGCUUUGAUUUGCCAUGUUAUGUUGUUUAAGAAAAACAAAAUAUAUAUAUAUAAAUACAUGAAUAAGCGGGACGCUUAAAAUCGGAGGCGUGGGUAAUGUGGUGAUUUUUAACCUACCACCGUUCUUUACUUACGUUCAUUUUUCUUUGGGUAAAUUGUUCCUUUUAGUUAAUUUAUUAAAAGCGUCCAUUGAUUUCCGGUAAGCAUUGUUGACGUUUAAUUCAUUGUUGAAAAUAUGCCUAGAAAUUUAUCGUUGUAUGUCGUUGUAUGUUGUUUUUAUAUCCAUUUGUUUAAUAAAUGUUUAUUCUGUUGAUAAAGACCAGAAUCUCAUUAUUAUGCUUUAUAAUUAAGUCAAACCACUAUUACGUAGAUCUCAACUGUAUCACUAUGGAAAUGUCCGAGUAACGCCGCAUGAGCAGAUAGUAUAAAAGCGCGCGUUUCUUCUAUGAAAGGUCAGUUGUACUGCCGACUUCGUCGAGUUAACAUCGCGAAAUUAGGUAAUUAAAUUAUAUUAUUAACAUACAUUAGGGACUUUGGGCACAUAGAGACUGGCUAUCCUCUUCAAACGUUCUGAGAGCCUUGAAGUUGGAUUCCUACCCCUCAGCAGCCCGGGUCGCUAAUAGUUGAUAUAUAAGUCACAUACCUUCACACAACACUACAAGGCUCCAUACCUAGGGUAACGAGUCACACAGACUCGGAGUCAUAACGAAGUGUUCCGAGACAUAGGUCUCCAU